GGUAGAGACCGUAGUAAACACGUCAAAGAAACCUGAAUUGUUUUGGCGGUUGGGUCGUGAAUUUAUAGACAGCAAUUUAGUCUAUAGAUUAGUAUAAAAAUAAGCUUUCGUCUUGCUAAAUACAAUGUCUAAACGUAGUUCGAGACAAGGUUCCCCGCUUGAGCUUGACGCUGGAGGGUACGAUUCCUCCUAUGAAGGAGAUGAAGAAGAAAACCAAAGGAAAAAGAGGAAGAAGGAUUGGCUUGUGAAAGACAAGCCAAAAAGUGAAGGCUUGGUACCGAAAUCUGCCUUUACUGAGCAAUAUUCCCAAGAAGCAAGAAGAAGUAUGCAGUCACAGCUGAGGGGAUUAACAGCUUAUGACCGUCACAAGCUUCUAAUCAAUCAAUACUAUCUCACCAUACCAGGAGCAGUUGAUAUCCUGAAAAGAGAUCAAUCUAAGGAUAAAAGAGAUUUUGACAUUAUCAAAGAUAAUCAUCAAUUUCUUUGGGAGGAGGAUGAUGCAGUUGAUACUUGGGGAAAACAGAUAGCAAAGAAAUACCAUGAUAAGCUGUUUAAAGAGUACUGUAUUUGUGAUCUUAGAAAAUAUAAGGAAAACAAGGUUGGCAUUCGGUGGAGAAUAGAAAAAGAAGUUGUAACAGGUAAAGGACAGUUCAGUUGCGGAGAACAAAAUUGCACGGAAAAAGAAAAUUUGAAAACCUGGGAGAUUAACUUUGCUUAUGUAGAGCAUGAAUUGAGAAAGAACUCCUUAGUCAAAAUCCGUUUGUGCAGCGAUUGUUCGCAUAAACUUAACUUUCAUCACAAAAGGAAAGAAGUGACGAAAAAGAAGAAGAGCAAGAAAGAAAUGAAAAGCAAAAUGUCACCAGGUGACCGGAGAAAGAGUGGCGGGGAACCAAGGUCUGAGAAGGUGACUCCAGAAACCAGUAGAAGUGACAUGAUUGACGGUGGAGAGACCUCCAUUCCUUCCAGCAAAAAUCAAGAACUCAGUGACAGCACAGAUGUUUGGCGAGAGGGCCAACAGUCAACUGAGGAAAAAUCCCGUGACGAAGAAUUUGAAGAGUUUUUAGAAGACUUGUUUCUGUGAAACAUACUAUUCUUAAACAAUGUGACUCCAACAUUUCAAUUUGCUUAAGAUAAUUUUACACGGUGGAACUAAGAGAAAA
This is a messenger RNA of Daphnia magna, 1160 nucleotides long. RefSeq names its product protein FRA10AC1. NCBI's taxonomy places the organism in Eukaryota, Metazoa, Arthropoda, Branchiopoda, Diplostraca, Daphniidae. Gene Ontology annotation, biological process: dephosphorylation. The coding region runs from base 125 to 1081 and encodes 318 amino acids. The record is from RefSeq and is a predicted model, not a curated record. The transcript has 7 exons. Gene Ontology annotation, molecular function: phosphatase activity.